AGAUGGCGGUAUAGAUAUCUUUGAAGCUGGUUGGUAUCCACCAAUCCCAAGAGAUGCAGUUUGUGGGCAUGAACUACUUUGACUGUUUUGCUUUCGUCUCAUCGAUGCUGUCCAAUCAGACACCGCGAAAGCGAGACACCGCCAAGAUCAGAUUGUGAGACGCGCUGCUGUAGCAAAGCUAGCACAGAGUGGAUAGAAAAAGGCUAACAAACGAUUUGCUAACUUGUGAAGUGCACCGGGGUCUGAAUAGUGACGAACAGAAGAACAUUUUCUUUUUAACCUGAAGCUCUACUCCUCCGGUCCUUUGGGAUCAUGGCUAAAGAUGCUGGUCUGAUUGAAACAAAUGGAGAGCUGAAGGUUUUCAUCGAUCAGAAUCUUAGCCCUAGCAAAGGUGUCCUAUCUUUGGUUACUGUCCAGCCUACCGCUGCCCCGGUGGCCAAACAGCUACUACCCAAAACUCUUGGGCCAUCCAAUGUGAACAUUGCUGCACACAUGCAACAUGUGCCACACAUGGUGAUUGGAACACCCCAGAGGCCUACGGUAUCCAAUACCAUUUUGGUAAACAGUCCACAUACACCCAGUUCCCAGUUCCUCACUCAGAGUCAACCAUCUGAUGCCUCUCCUUGGUCAUCAGGAAAACGUGGUAAGAAAGGGGAAAAGAACGGGAAGGGCUUGAGGCAUUUCUCCAUGAAAGUGUGUGAGAAGGUGCAGAAGAAAGGAGUAACCACCUACAAUGAAGUGGCAGAUGAACUGGUCGCAGAAUUCAGCUCUUCAGACAACCACAUGUCACCCAAUGACUCGCAUGUGUAUGACCAGAAGAACAUUCGGCGGCGUGUGUACGAUGCACUCAAUGUGCUCAUGGCCAUGAACAUUAUCUCUAAAGAGAAAAAGGAAAUCAAAUGGAUUGGUCUUCCCACCAACUCAGCGCAAGAGUGCCAAAACCUCGAGGUGGAGAGACAACGGCGGCUGGAGAGGAUUAAGCAGAAACAAUCACAGCUUCAGGAGCUCAUACUGCAGCAAAUAGCUUUUAAGAACUUGGUUCAGCGGAACAGACAGACAGAGCAGCAGGCAAACAGACCUCCACCUCCCAACUCCAUCAUCCACCUUCCCUUCAUUAUUGUCAACACCAGCAAGAAAACUGUCAUCGACUGCAGCAUCUCUAAUGACAAGUUCGAGUAUUUGUUCAAUUUUGACAGCAUGUUUGAGAUCCACGACGACAUCGAGGUGCUGAAACGUAUGGGCAUGGCCUGUGGUUUGGAAGUGGGAAAGUGUUCUCCAGAGGAUCUGAAGGUUGCACGUAGCCUGGUGCCCAAAGCUCUGGAGCCCUACGUUAUAGAGAUGGCAAAGGGUCCCAUCAGUAAUGUCUACAUCACUGGAGGGUCCUCUGCCAAUGGAGCCCGUUACCCUGCAAGUGAUGGCUGCACUGAUGGCACCAUGGCCUCCAGCUCGAAUGACUCUCACUACAGCGGGUCUCGCGUCGAGACUCCAGUGUCUUAUAUGGGGGAUGAUGAUGACGAGGACGAGUAUGAUGAGAAUGAUGAUGAAGACUAACCUGUCUACGCCACGCCACUCCAACAAGCACAGUCCUUCAAACCACCUUCACCGUGGGAAUUUAGUCCCUUUUUUGUGUGUGCUUCUUCAACCUUUUCCCCUAUUUCCCAUGCCUGUAUUUCUGUCUGGCUUUCUCAGGGGUGUAGAUGAAUAUUGGAAGAACAGAGGUGUAUAUUGCACCUAUCUUUUUUCUGCUCCUGAAUCACGUGCACCUGCACCACAGCUCUGGGGGAGGUGUCGUCCAAGGGAACUGUAGUCUGUGGCCCGGCCACCACGCUGGAGUCUUUGUAUGUCUAAUCCACUUCUCAAUAAGCCAUCCCACUAAAAAGAAACCUCUGUAAAACCUACUGCUGUUGGAGAAUGUAUAAUGUACUUGUUUGAAUAGUUAUUCCUAUUAUUUUGCAAUGACAUAUGGCAAACAUGAUGAUGAUCAAAAUGUUCCAAGAUGGCCAAAGUGUUUGCCUUUAACAUGCUGUGUUAGUGCAACACCAUGGAUUCUGAAUGGCCUAAUACAGUUGCCAUGGCAUCCCAGGAUGGGGCUCCAUCACAUGUGUUGAUACUUUUUAUUUUGUGUUCUGGGCAAUAAUUUUUUGAAAUAGUUUCUUAUCCCCCAUUGUGUUGGGCUGGCUUCCUUCUGUUCUGUAGGCAGCUGCUUUCCUGAUCUUGUUUGCUAGUUUUGUUUCAUUUUGUAUUCUGGAGUUGAGGAAUUCUCCAUCACCGCCCUGUUAACGCCUUGGUAGUGUUUACAAAAUAAUGGCACCAGCAAGGUAAAGACUUUUAUAACCCAGGCUCCUAAUAGGUAAAUAAGCUUUUUUUGUGAAUUACGUAUAUGAAUCCUACGACGAUUGUAGCUUAUAGUAUCCUUUAGAGGCCAGUGUAAAGAUAGACCUUCAAAAAUUAUUGAUGUAAGAAAAAAUGUGUGGUUGCAUAGGUCUUUAUGUACUCCCUUCAAAGAUCUCCCUUUUAAAACUUAGCAACACAUGUACUGACUCUCCAAAUACCUUUUCUGUAAUCUAAUAUAAGUUUGCAAAUUAAAAUAUAGAUUGUUUUAAUAA
This is a messenger RNA of Dicentrarchus labrax (European seabass), 2606 nucleotides long. It is a transcript of the gene tfdp1a, whose product is annotated as transcription factor Dp-1, a. The transcript is spliced from 12 exons. Gene Ontology annotation, cellular component: transcription regulator complex; nucleus. The coding region runs from base 313 to 1551 and encodes 412 amino acids. NCBI's taxonomy places the organism in Eukaryota, Metazoa, Chordata, Actinopteri, Moronidae. Gene Ontology annotation, biological process: regulation of transcription by RNA polymerase II; regulation of cell cycle. Gene Ontology annotation, molecular function: RNA polymerase II transcription regulatory region sequence-specific DNA binding; DNA-binding transcription factor activity, RNA polymerase II-specific. The record is from RefSeq and is a predicted model, not a curated record.